Molecule: messenger RNA, 795 nt
Organism: Lacerta agilis (Sand lizard)
Lineage: Eukaryota; Metazoa; Chordata; Lepidosauria; Squamata; Lacertidae
Gene: C8G
Product: complement C8 gamma chain
Exons: 7
Coding region: 70-696 (208 amino acids)
Biological process (GO): complement activation
Cellular component (GO): membrane attack complex
Source: RefSeq, a predicted model, not a curated record
GGGCUGGUUAAUGACUGACCAGCUCUCGCCCCCUCUUCUCCUGCCCCACAAGCUCUUCGCAGUCCGGCCAUGGGUCUCACCUCGUUCCCUUUCGUCCUCUUGCUCCCCCUGCUCCUUGCUGCACCCGGCGCUGCCCAGCGUCCCCAAAAACGGCCAGCCCCAGAGAAUCCCAUCGACAAGAUUGACGUCCAGGCCAACUUCGAUCUUGGCCAGUUUGCCGGGAAAUGGUUCCUGGUCGGGGUAGCCUCGCAAUGCAGCUACUUGAGUGAGAACAGCCACCGGCUUGAAGCAACCAACCUGGUGGUCUCUGUGGGUGGCGCAAGCUCUCAGGGAUCCUUGUUGGUGAGCACCUUCCACCCGCUGGACGGCGUCUGUUGGAACAUCCAGCAAACCUACUUCCCUACCAAGGUUCCUGGCAGGUUCCUCUUGAAAGGCCGUGGCAGCCCCGUGGACGUGGUGGUGGCGGAAACGGAUUAUAGCAGCUACGCCAUUGUGUAUUACCAGAAAGACCGGAAGAUCUCAGCGAAGCUUUAUGGACGAGCCGUCCGGGUGAACGACGCUGUCACGGCUAAAUUUGAGCAGCGUGUGGCUGGCAUAGGCCUGAAUGAAGACACGACCUACUACUUCCCUGUCUAUGGGUUUUGCGACUCGGCCGACCAGUUCCACAUCCUCAAGGAUAUCAAGGUGGUGGCGUAGCGGACUAAGAGCGCCGGACUAAGACCCGGGAGAGGCCAGGGUUCGAAUCCCCACUCAGCCACGAAACUCACCGGGUGAGCCUGGGCCAGUCACUGCCUC